UAGAAUUCAAUGAGCUAUAACAAGAGCGCUAUUUCAGGUACCGCAUCAAGAUAGGCAGACAAAAAACCCUCCAAUGCACAAAUUAAUUAAGUUUCAACACAAGGUAUAUAAGCUUCACCAGCUAUUGGAAACAAAAAAGUAAAUAAUAAAUUUAUUUUAAGGGAGUACUAGAAUAAUAACAACCCUAAAAAGCUUAGGUAUAAGCUGGAGAAAAUUUUUAAUAGAUUGUUACACAAGAAGUAUUAGACAAGAUCUAAGUUGAAUUAAGCAAAAUCAAUAAAUUAGAAGAAUUAUACAAUUCAUUAAAAUAAGAGAAUUAAGAAAUAAAAUAAUACAUAAAAUUAUAAGAUCAGAGAAUACAAGAAUAAGAUAUGAAGAUUCAGGAUUAAUAAAUGAAAUUAAAAACUUAAGAAGAGAAAUUACAAAAUUAAGAGGAGAAAAUACAAAUUUAAGAAGAGAAAAUACAAAGCCAAGCAUAAAAUUAACAAUAUUCUGGAAUUUUAGAACAUAUUAAUACAUUUAUUUCCAACAAUAAACAUGCUCAUGAUAUUUGGAAAAAGGCAUAAGAGAAUAUAUAAAAAAAGUAAGAAUAUCUAGAAAAUGAGACUAAAUAAAUUGAAGGAAAAGUAUCAGAAUAUUUAAACAAUUUAACUUAAGCAGUGAAUGAGCAUUUCAACAAUAUCUCUAAAUAAGUAAAGGAUGAGCUUAAAAGCUAUUCAGAAUAAGUAGGUUAAACGCGAUAGUUGGCAAAUUAAAACCUAAACAACUUAUCUAUGCAUGAACAGACAUUAAAUUAAUUCUGUUAAAAAAUUCAGAAUUACUUUGGAAAUUAGGGUCCUCAGAUGUAAAAUUAGAUAGAUAAUAAAUAUUAAUCUUUCGACCAAAAAUAAUAUUAACCAGUGGAUUAAGAAUUUUAUUACUCAUAAUAUAAUUAAUAAUAAUAGGAUUAAUAGUAAUAUCAAUAAUAUUAAUAAUAAUUCUAACCAUCAAUUGAAUAAUAAUCAUAUUCACAGUAGACUAGCUUUAUCAACCCUCAAUAUUAAUAAUAAAAUAACUAUAGUGCGCCUUCAUAAAAUGAUUAGAAUGCUCCAACUCAACUGACAUAAAAUCAUUAGGAACAACCAAGCAAUACACAAGGAAAAUCAAAAAUUAGAUUGAUAUCUUAAACUUCGCCACCAUAAUGAUUCAAUAUUUUUUAAGAUACCAU
Messenger RNA from Paramecium octaurelia, 1207 nucleotides. NCBI's taxonomy places the organism in Eukaryota, Ciliophora, Oligohymenophorea, Peniculida, Parameciidae. The record is from the annotation of a GenBank genome assembly.